Molecule: messenger RNA, 1643 nt
Organism: Acinonyx jubatus (cheetah)
Lineage: Eukaryota; Metazoa; Chordata; Mammalia; Carnivora; Felidae
Gene: MED28
Product: mediator complex subunit 28
Exons: 4
Coding region: 1-528 (175 amino acids)
Cellular component (GO): mediator complex
Source: RefSeq, a predicted model, not a curated record
AUGGCGGCGCCGCUGGGAGGUAUGUUCUCCGGACAGCCGCCUGGACAUCCCGGAGACUCCAGGGGCCAGGCUUCGCUUCUUCAGGCAGCGCCAGGCCCUCCGAGAACUUCUAACAGUACGUUGGUGGACGAGUUGGAGUCCUCUUUUGAGGCUUGCUUUGCUUCUCUUGUGAGUCAGGACUAUGUCAAUGGCACAGAUCAGGAGGAAAUUAGAACUGGUGUUGAUCAGUGUAUCCAGAAAUUUCUGGAUAUUGCAAGACAGACGGAAUGUUUUUUCCUACAAAAAAGAUUGCAGUUAUCUGUCCAGAAACCAGAGCAAGUUAUCAAAGAGGAUGUCUCAGAACUAAGGAAUGAAUUGCAGCGGAAGGAUGCCUUGGUCCAGAAGCACUUGACAAAACUGAGGCAUUGGCAGCAGGUGCUGGAGGACAUCAAUGCUCAGCACAAAAAGCCAGCCGAAAUCCCUCAGGGCUCCUUGGCCUACCUCGAGCAGGCGUCUGCUAACAUCCCUGCACCCAUGAAGCAAAGCUGAGUCAAAGUGGGCCUGAAGGGGAUCUGGUGUGAGUCAGCCUAGGCACAGUUUUGACAAACAUCACUUCUUGUGGACGUGACAUUUUGGAAGAACUCUUUGCCAAAGAAUGAGAUGAUUUUUGUUUGAUGGUUUCACCUAAAAUGUUCCCCUAGUUUUAUAAACAUCUUUUCUUGAGUACUUUAUAAAAUGGUUUUGGUAGAUCAAGUAAAUUUUUGUCUUUAGCAAAGUUUAGGCUGUUAAUAUGAUGCCACUUACAGAUUCCUUUUUAUGUUUCUUUGUAUUUUUUUUUAUGACUAAGUCUUUUUGUGUUUCCAAUUUUAGAUUAGCUUAUAUAAUAUGAAGGGAAAAGUUUGUAUGAUUUGAUCUGAGAAUCAGAGGAUGAGGAUUUUGGUUGUAGACCUUUUAUAACAAUUACCCCUCAAUGGUAAUAUAGUAAAAUAGGUAAAUUUGCAUAUUUUAAGACUUUGAAUUACCUCAAGAAGAGGAAUCUAAUGCAGCAAUGUCCAUAAGGCUUCCAGAGCUCUCAAAAUGAGGGUAUUUUGUAAAUAGGUUGAAAGGACUAUCAUAUCCUAAGUUAGUGUAGUAUUAAUACAUAGAAUCCUUAAGUUGAUGUUGACUUUUAUUUGGGGUAAGUUUAUAUUUUGUGUGGUGUUUUUUCACUUUUGGGGUGGGGGUGUGUAGCAAGAGCAGUGAUAUGGUAAAUUGUUAGGUUCUGCAGUGAUGCAUCCAUUUUAAGUAAGGGGGUAGACCUUGUGCUCAGCACAACAGUUGAGGUAUACGCGCAGUAUGAGAGGUUAAAGCUUGCUAUGGUUGGUUAUCUCUUUUCACUUUCAGUUUUGUUUGCUUGUGUUGUUUUUGUUUCUGUUUUUUUUGUAGCAGAAUUUCUCAUUAAGGAAGGAUCUUGCUAAUGAGUGACAUUGAUUCCAAGGGACUGGGGUCUUGGGGUGGAGAAUGGGCUGCAGGUGACUCUCAGCGACUCACCAUCUUCGAAGAUCAUGGGAUCUCAGCAUUUGGGAAGACAUUUUACCCUCUUGUUGGUUACAUGGGCCAGUGAGAUUCUCUGUUGAGCUGCCGUUGAGAAAUACAGACCGGCAUUGUGUGUGGUGCUCCUUGGA